Grosmannia clavigera kw1407 is the source of this 2175-nucleotide messenger RNA. RefSeq names its product RNA polymerase 1 specific transcription initiation factor rrn3 superfamily. Bases 1 to 2175 code for a protein of 724 amino acids. NCBI's taxonomy places the organism in Eukaryota, Fungi, Ascomycota, Sordariomycetes, Ophiostomatales, Ophiostomataceae. Gene Ontology annotation, molecular function: RNA polymerase I general transcription initiation factor activity; RNA polymerase I core binding. Gene Ontology annotation, cellular component: nucleus. The record is from RefSeq and is a predicted model, not a curated record. Gene Ontology annotation, biological process: transcription initiation at RNA polymerase I promoter. The transcript is spliced from 3 exons.
AUGAUGGCCGGUCCAUCUACACCGACGACGGUCGACCACUCCGGUCUUUUGUCUCCUGUUAGCAGUUCAAGCGUGCCCAUCAAAUCGAUAUUGCGGAUCAACUCAAGUGCGAAAAAAAGCACGACGUUUUCCUCCAACAUCGGUAGGAACAAGUUGAAAAGGAAGCUCAACGACCGGUACGACGGUAUAGAAGGCAAAGAUGACAUAUCCGAGACGGAAGAGGACGAGCAGGAUGAGCAGGACGGCAAAACACGAAGCCCCCUAACCAAGAGACAAAAAACCGUUCACUUCGACCUCAGUUUGAACAUCACCACCGAAGUCGGCAAACGCACGCUAGAAGAAGCAAAACGCUCUGCCCGCCAUGCUCUCGAAACGCAUGCUGCUGGCGACGACCAAGAAUAUAUAGAGCUGCAAGAGGCAUUCUCAAACGACAGAGACCAAUUUCACAGCCCAGGAGCAGACGAGGAAGAGGACAGUGUGAGGCCAGAAGAACUGGUCCUCUAUGUCGUCGCACUGACGAACUGCACUCCAAUGCUAAACAAGUCAUGUGCGACAUUGGUCAAACAGAUUCUCAGCUGUUCUUGGAUUGGACGUGACGACAAGUUCUUUCGCGCAUACGUGCAAUCGUUGGUUAGUGCUCAGGGAGUCUAUUUGCGCCCUGUCCUAGAGAUGAUUGUCGAUUUGUUCAUGGAACCCCGCCCAUCAUCAUGGCGCGUCCCUGACUUCCCCACCGUUGACCGCGAGACGGCACAGACGAGGCUGCAUUUUGGGCUCGAAUACAUCCUGCAACUAUUUCCGGCCGCGCGAUCUACAGUCUGUAAAAUUGUCUCUCAAAAGUUCCCGUUCCCGAGCGAGCAUAAAAGCGUAUACCUAUGUUACCUCGACAAUCUUCUUCAACUACGCAAUUACGCACCAAAGCUUGGACCUGAACUGCUUGAGGCAGUAACAUCUAACCUGGUCAAGAUGGAUACCGAGUUCCAGCUGGAUCUCAGCGACAUGGACGACGACUUGGUAUCCAGAGUGCUCUACCAAGUGACAAGCAAGGAUGACGACGAUGAUGAAAACGAUGGCGAUGAUGCGGAUAGUGAAGGCGACGAGAGUGAUCUGCCCGGUUUCGGCGAACCGGACUACGAUGAGGAGGCCAGCAAGAUCGACAAGUCUACAAAGUUGGUACAGAAGCUAGACGCUAUCCUCGAGCGGCUCUUCUCCCUCUUUGCUCCCGUGUUCGAGGACCCGGACUCCGAGGCUUCUCAGGAGUGUCUCGGAGACAUGAUGUCUGACUUUGUCAACUUUGUUCUCACUGUACCCAGUUCCCGUCACACACAAUUCCUCGUCUUUCAUUUCAGCCAGAGAAGCCUCGCCUUGCAGGACAUCUUUACAGGAACAUUGCUGAAUCUGGGCUUUGAAUCCAACCGGCCAGCAACAGUGCGCCAAGCAGCUGCUUCAUAUCUGAGCAGCUAUGUUGCUCGUGCGGCGCGAGUUCCACGAGACACGGUACGAAACGUCGUGAGCAUCCUCUGUCACCGCAUCGACAUGUACCGGCGCAGCAACAGCGAGGGAUGCCGGGGCCCUGACUUGCGGCGGUACCAGGAGCUCUAUUCAUGGGUGCAGGCUCUACUUUACAUCUUCUGCUUUCGUUGGCGCGACUUGGUAGACUCGCACCCAGACAUCGUGGAUCCCGACGACCCGGCAUCGUUCGUGGGGCACGAGGUAGAAUGGAUGCCCGGUUUGAAGCAGGCGCUGACGAACGUCAUUUACUCGGUCUUCAAUCCGCUGAUGGUCUGCUCGCCCGCAAUCGUAUCCGAAUUCGCAAAGCUGGCGCACUCGAUGCGGUUUAUGUACAUUUUCCCUAGGCUGGAAAGCAACAAGAGCAUCCACCUGUCGCAGUUUGUAUCUGGGCACUACGGCAAUGGAGAUGCGCUGCGGGAAGACGCAGGCUACACGGUCGAAGACGAAAAACGGUUGCAGCUGGAGGGCAACUUCCCAUUCGACCCAUACUUACUACCAGAGAGCAAACGCUGGUUGGAGGGCGACUAUCUCCAGUGGACGCCGAUUGCGGGGGUGGGUGGAUAUGAAGACGGGAGCGACGACGGUAGUGAAGACAGCGACAACUUCGGCAGUGCUGAUGAAGGCUUUGAGGAAGAUACGGCAACUGAUCCGGAAGAGGAUUUAUGA